CUUGAAACUCAUAUUGGGCGUGUUAACAUGUCGGAAGAACAAGAAAUAUAAAUUUUGUGGCUUGAACGUAUCUUAAAAACGCGACAUAACUUUCAGGAUUAUCUUUCAACAGAUAGCUUAAUAUUUAUUCACAGAAGAUAGUACAUCUGAAUGGUCUGUGACCUCAUCACUGAUGGCGCUGCAGGAGCGGACCCGGAGAAGUCUGCUGCGCUUGCGCCAUGAACUGGAGCAGAACAUCAAGCCGCAGGACCUCAUGGACCACAUGAUCAGUGAUGGUGUGAUCACUGUGGAUGAGGAGGAGAAGGUCCGGAUUAAGCCCACCAGAAAAGACCAAGCUGCAGCACUGAUCGAGCUGCUGCUGAGGAAAGAUGAUCGCUCCUUCAUUUCUUUCUAUAAUGCGCUGGUUAAAGAAACGUACUACGAUCUGGCCAAACCUCUGUAUCAAGACUUACCAGGUGUCUCCUUCAAUGGACGAAAGGGCUCCUUUGACAGCUCCGAAACUUACGUUCAAAUUAUGCUGAGUGAAGGUGGCGUCCCACAGAGGCCUGUGGUGUUUGUGAGCAGACCAGAGCUGCUGAAUCAGGUCAGGAUGAAACUUGAUUUGCUCCAGAAAGAUGCCGGCGGCUGGGUUACGGUGUUCGGCAUGGCUGGGUCAGGAAAGUCUGUGCUCGCUGCCGAGGCUGUCAGAGACCAGAGACUCAUCGAAGAGUGUUUCCCCAGUGGGGUUCAUUGGCUGUCCAUCGGUCAGCUGGAGAAAUCAGACCUGCUGGUGAAGAUCCAGUCAUUGUGUUUUCGCCUGGAGCAGAGCCUGGAUUCCCAGUCGCAACAGCGGCCACCCACCUCUCUGGAUGAAGCAAAGGAGCGCCUGCGCUUCCUGAUGCUGCGCAGGUAUCCCAGAUCUCUAUUAAUCCUCGAUGACAUCUGGGAUAGCUCGGUGCUCAAAGUGUUUGAUAUUCACUGUCGAAUUCUUCUGACCACCAGAAACAGGAGCCUCACUGAUUCUGUUAGCGGUGCCAAGUAUGAGGUGGAAGUAGAAAGUGGUCUGGAUGACAGAAAGGCGCUGGAGAUCCUGGCCCUGUACACUAAAAUGAAUCAAAACGCGCUUCCUGUGGAGGCUCGUGACAUUGUCAAAGAAUGUAAAGGCUCUCCCCUGGUUGUGUCUCUGGUCGGCGCUCUGCUCAAAGACAAACCCAACCGGUGGGAUUACUACCUCCGCCAGCUGCGGCAGAAGCAGUUCAAGCGCAUAAGGAAGUCUUCAUCCUACGACUACGACGCCUUGGAUCAGGCCAUGGCGGCGAGCAUCGAGGUUUUACCAGACGAACAUCGGGAACUCUACAAAGACCUAACUGUGCUGCAAAAGGACGUCAAGAUCCCCGCUAAGAUAUUGUGUGUUUUGUGGGAUCUGGAGCCAGAGGAAGUGGAAGACAUUCUCCAAGAGUUUGUCAACAGGUCCCUGCUUUUUGUAGACAACAACAGUAGACUGAACCUGUACUACCUUCAUGACCUCCAGUUGGACUUCCUGGUGGAGCAGAACCGAGAUCAGAUAGAGAGUCUUCACAGUAAGGUGGUGAACCAGUACAACCAUCACUACAGAGAGGCUGCUCCCACCGCUGGAGACGAGGCUCGUCUUUAUUGGAUCAGAUUUCUCACCUAUCACAUGGCCAAAGCCCAGAUGUUCCAGGAGCUGUAUUCGCUCAUGUUCUCGCUGGACUGGGUCAGGAUGAAGGCGAAGGUACUGGGUCCAGCGCCCCUCAUCAACGACUACAUGGAGUACGGAUCCAUUCUGGACAAAGAGAACAGUGAAGUUUGCAGCCAGUUCCAGGAGUUUCUGUCGCUGAACGGCCACCACCUAGAGCAGCGUCCGUUCCCUGACGUCGUGCAGCUCGCUCUGUCUCAGCCGCACUCCUCCGCGGUCUACAAACAGGCUCGGGAGCAGGCGCUGCACCUGGCCAACGCUGGGAAGCUCUACUUUGAAUUAAUAAAUAAGAGCAGCAUAGAAAAUCUGUCCCGUUUGGUGAUCCACCCUCACCUGGGCUCCAUCUCCUCUGCCUGCUUCUCCCACGAUGGAACCAAAAUCGCUUCUUGUGGAGCCAGCAAAAAUGUGAAGGUAUUUAAAAGUACCUCAGGUGAGAAGCUGAUAGAGAUCCAGGCUCACGAUGAAGAAGUUCUCUGCUGCGCCUUCUCCCCUGAUGACCAUCUUCUAGCAACCUGCUCAAGUGACCGAAAAGUUAAGGUGUGGAACAUCCAGCAAGGCAAACUACUGAGGAUCUUUGAAGAGGAGCAUGAAGAGCAGGUGAACCACUGCGAGUUCACCAACAUGUCACAGCGCCUCCUACUGGCCACAUGCUCCAACGACAGCAUCUUAAAUGUCAAGAUUUGGAAUCUGAACAAGCCGUCGUCCCAGAACACCAUGUUUGGUCACUUCGAGCCGGUGAACCACUGCUGUUUCUCUCCUGAUGAUGCUUAUUUGUCCACUUCCUCCAAUGACGGCACCGUUAAGUUGUUCCAGGUGUCUGCAGCCAACGAGUGGAAGACGAUCGACGUGAAGAGCUUCUUGUCAGAAAGCGAUGAUGAGGACGUUCUUGUGAAGUGCAGCACCUGGACCGCAGAUGGCAAACGCAUCAUAUGUGCCGCCAGAAAUGCUGCCUUGGUGUUUGACGUCCAGACGUCGGACAUGUUGCUGGAUAUUAAGACGAACCGUCUGAGCACAGUGCAAUACUGUCACGCCUGUCCUGCCAGUAACCUGCUGGCAUUAGCAUUCUCAAAUUAUGCCAUUGAGCUGUGGGAUCUUGAAGAAAAGAAGAAGCGGGCGGACUGCAGCGGCCACCUGAGCUGGGUCCAGCGGGUCCAGUUCUCUAAAGACGGCUCUCAGCUGCUGUCCUGCUCCGACGACCAGACAAUCAGGUUAUGGGAGACCGAGAAGGUCCACACGUCCUCAGCCGUCUGCCUGAAGAGAGAUUCGGACGUUCUCUUUAAUGGUGAGGAAAUCAUCGUGUCGGCUGCAGACAACUGCAACAGACUCCAGGUGCGGGAUGGCAGAACAGGAUCGGUGCUGUUCCAGUCGCAGGAGCUGCCCUUCAGAAUCCGGUCUACAUGUAUGUGCAGGAAUCCGUCUGCAGUGGUUCUGGGACAAGAGAACGGAGUUGUGCAGGUGUCAGGGCUGACAGCUAGUCGGGUCCUGAGGACGAUUGGCUGCAGGAUCCGUCAACUGCUGACCUCCUGCAGGGAGGUGUUGCUGGCUGUAGCUCAGUGCACAGGCAGGGUGCAGGUGUUGGCGUUGCCCUCAGGGAAGCUUUUAGCCACUCUGCUGGGACACACCAAGACCGUGCUCCACUGCCAGUUCUGCCAGAAUGGACAAACGCUCAUCACCUCAUCCGAGGACACCACCAUCAGGGUGUGGAAGUGGAAAUCAGGCGAGUGUAAAGUACUUCAGGGUCACAAGGAGCAAGUUCGAUGCUUCUCUUUGCUCUCCGGCUCAGCAAAUGACUCGAGACUGCUCUCCUGGUCCUUUGAUGGAACUGUGAAGGUGUGGGACAUUGAGAGCGGAGAGAAACUGCAGGACAUCAGGGCUCAUCAGGGAGCCAUUCUGUCCUGUCACGUCUCGCCAGACAGAUGUCUCUUUGCGACCACCUCUGCUGACAAGACCACUAAGUUGUGGAGCUGCGAAUCCUGGCAGUGUGUCUUCACCCUGAGAGGUCACCAAGACUGCGUCCGAAGUUGCCGUUUCUCCUGGGACAGCAAACGCCUCGCUACGGGAGACGACAACGGAGAGAUCCGAAUCUGGAGUGUUACAGAUGGCUCUUUACUGAAGAUUUGUUCCCAGGAAAGUAAAGACGCCACUGAUUCUGUACAUGGAGGUUGGGUGACUGAUCUGCACUUCUCCCCAAACAACUCUGUGCUCGUUUCUACCGGAGGCUACAUCAAGUGGUGGAACGUGGCGAGAGGUGAAUCCCUGCAGACGUUUUAUCCGACAGGAAGCGCCCUCAAGAAGAUCCACGUGUCGCCCGACUUCUCCACCUUCGUCACCAUCGACAACAUCGGUAUCCUCUACAUCCUAAAGAGGGUAGCAUGAGGACAGGACAAGUGCAAUCACAAUAACAAAUCACUACUAUUCAGAAAAAUGUGUAGCAGCAAGAGCAAGUUUACAUGUUUUCUCUUCACCGUUAUUAGUCAAACAUGAGCCAUUAUCUGGAAGGUAUUGCAGUAAAUACCAGCUUAUCAAGUUCUUUGGUACUACUUGACUUUAAUGUUGUGUUUAGAGAUGCACCAGUCAGAGAUUUGUGGUAGAUUGCUGAACUCAGGGUUCUGUGAAACCUAUUUCCACUUGUUUAUAUUUCUCAUUUAAUAUUUCUCUCUAGCAGUCAGAUCAUUUGUAUCAGGGAGUGGAAAUGGUGCAGCAAAGCAAGAUUUAUAUAAUUGAAAAUAAAACUACGAUGGCUUCUUUAGACUCUUGAAUCAAUGGCUGGCAUUGUUAAUGUGAACUGCAUUCUCUGUGUGAUUUUUGGGAUUUCCGUUAGCUGGCCAACAUUUUCUAAUCUAGCAAAUUUCAGCGUUUAAGAAACAAAAAUUAAAUGCUUGACAGAAUUGAACAAAGCGACUUUACUACUGAAGUUUUGCUUUGCAUCAAUUUGCUACCUGGAGGCAGGUACAAACUGGCUUCCUGCACAUCAGUGCUUCCUUCAGUAACAACUUCCACACCGAAGAGUGUUGUGAGCACAAUCUAAUGGGUGUCAUGUAUGGAGCAUUGUGAAAAGAUCAGAUUUUUGAGUUUACAGUCAAACUGAAAAUGAUCUGAUUCAAACCAUUUGUACCUCUCUGGUGCCUCUCUGCUUGUGAGGAUGUUAAACCUAAACACUAAAACAAGUUGGAAGAAUAAAAAAGGAUCUUUACAAAUAUAUAUACAUAUUGAGAGAAUAUCAGUAUGGAGAUAAAAAAAUAUAUGAUCCAUGCGUCUUAACUGUGAAUAAUAAAUGUUAAUCACUUUUUUCUUUAUUUUGGGAACUUGGUGUGAAAGCAAUCUUUCUGACUGUUCUUGCAUGUCAUUACCAUUUGAUUGGAAAUGGUUUUAAAUUGUUCAUAUAUGCAUAAAUAAGUAAAUGUUUCAUGUUUCAUCUCUAAACUUUACCUUCAGUAUAAAUUAUGUUUCGCCUUUAAUUUCCACUUCUGCCUUAAUGUUAAAGAGAGUUACUGGCAUUACAGGAGCAUGUUUUGUAUAAGUUUAUUCUGCCUUUUCAGGUCCACCAGCCGGCAUGAAACUUUUGGUGCAAUUUGACGCACAUUAAAAAUAAAUGGUAUGGGGAAAGUUUUAAUGAUUUAAAAACAUUUAAAAUUGCAUUCACUCAGAGCCAGGGGGACUAUCUGUACUUGGAAAGCGUUUGUUCAUUUGAGCUUGGAUCAAAGGUAAAUGUUUCAUACAGGGGGGAAAAAAACGUGAUUUAUAAUUUAUAGGGAAGUUGUGAUUCAUGCUGUGCUUUUAUAAUGUUUUCUACCACUUUGUCAGCUCUGAAUCCCAUGUUUUAUGCCUAUUUUUAAACUUUUUCUUAUUCUGAGCACUUUGAAGUGAAAGUUACAAUCUUUCAGGAGGCCUUUCUGUAACUUUUAAACUGUUAAACCUGCUGUAGUAACUGCGUAUUCUUGGAAGGAGUCCGUUUUUAAGCUACAUUUGAGAUGUAGAAAAUUAAUAAUAGUAAUAAUUAAGUGCAUUUUAAAAUUAGUGUCUGAUUGGUGCGUUGAAAAUUUUCUGGUUAGUUUUCUUAUCAUAUUUCUACACAUCUUUAUCCUAAUAUAUUGAUACUGUUUACUGGUGGUUAAAAGAUUGUAAUUUAUUCAGGAUUAAACUACAUCAAUUGUU
Molecule: messenger RNA, 5851 nt
Organism: Gambusia affinis (western mosquitofish)
Lineage: Eukaryota; Metazoa; Chordata; Actinopteri; Cyprinodontiformes; Poeciliidae
Gene: apaf1
Product: apoptotic peptidase activating factor 1
Exons: 28
Coding region: 173-4072 (1299 amino acids)
Biological process (GO): apoptotic signaling pathway; regulation of apoptotic process
Cellular component (GO): apoptosome
Molecular function (GO): ADP binding; protein binding
Source: RefSeq, a predicted model, not a curated record